Messenger RNA from Aureobasidium vineae, 381 nucleotides. Lineage: Eukaryota; Fungi; Ascomycota; Dothideomycetes; Dothideales; Saccotheciaceae. The record is from the annotation of a GenBank genome assembly.
AUGGAUGACCAGGACGGAGAGAAGAAUCUUCCGUUGCAGCGCUUCAGAAACUUUCUCGUCGUCGAUGAUGCAGUGCUGCAGAGCGUUGCUUCAGCAUCGUUCCCCAACGACACAGAUGUUACAGCAAGAGAGAAAGUGGCGCCGUAUGUCAAGGUCGUGGAUGCUCAGCACCAGCGUGGAGCAAGACUUCCGCCAACGACAUCUGCAAGAUCUGGUCGGGACGUAGAACCAGCCAAGCUCUUCCCAGGCUACAUGAGAGUAUCCGUUCUGGAACUGCGCUUUAUCUGGGAAAAGAACUUUUCCUAUGAUCUCCUGGUACCUUGUCCGAGAACUCUUAGCGAUGGCGAGCCCGAUUGGUCAAAUCGACAUAAAGUCUUCUAG